GAAACUUCACAAACAACACUGCAAAUAAAUACAACAACCACUGGGGACCAUGGAGAACCAGUCCACAGUGCAGUUGAAUCUGGAGUUGGGCCACAGAGCUCAGCUAAAGGAGAAAGAAACAUCAGAAAGCUUCACCCACGACUGGACAAUCUUCGUCCGAGGGCCAGAGACUGGCGACAUCCAGCAGUUGGUUGAGAAAGUUGUUUUCCAUCUGCAUGAUGGAAAACCCAAGAGAGUAUGUAAGGAGCCGCCAUACGAAGUGGAUGAGUCAGGCUCUACAGGUUUCCUCGUGCAUGUUGAGGUUCACUUCAAGAACAAGGUACAACCAAAAAAGAUGUGUUUCAAAUAUGACCUAUUCCUUAACCCAGAGGGCAAACCUGUAGACCACCUGCGCUGUGAGACACUCACCUUCAACAAUCCCACCAAGGAAUUCAGGAGAAAGCUGAUCAAAGCAGGAGGGGCAGUAAAGGCGGUUCCAGAGGGGGCUGAAGCUGUGUCAAGACCAAGUCCAGACUGCCCAAUGCCCCCCACCAAAAAGAUCAAGAUCUUUCAUGUGUCAGAGAAUCAGAGUAAAGAAGGAAGCGGUGACAGAAGCGAGUCCAAACUACCUGACCAAGGAGCACUGUGAACAAUCCCAAAAAGACUGGCACAGUCAAACCCCCAUUCAUG
This is a messenger RNA of Scomber japonicus (chub mackerel), 669 nucleotides long. RefSeq names its product protein ENL-like. Gene Ontology annotation, cellular component: super elongation complex. Gene Ontology annotation, biological process: regulation of DNA-templated transcription. The record is from RefSeq and is a predicted model, not a curated record. Lineage: Eukaryota; Metazoa; Chordata; Actinopteri; Scombriformes; Scombridae. The coding region runs from base 50 to 628 and encodes 192 amino acids. The transcript is spliced from 6 exons.